AUGGCCCUCCUGGAGGAAUACAAGUUAUCUCAGACAAAAGAAAAUUUACUACCCCUUCAAGGACAACUUUGGCACCUUUGGUGCAAGAAAGACAAAGAAUUCUAUCAUCUGAGAGAAAAGGGGAAUCGAAGCAUCGAACAACAUAAGAGUGAGAUUGAAACAGAGAAAAGAAUAAUUCGACGUCAGCAAUUAAAAAAGGCCUUUCCUCUCAAUGAUUUAAUGCGAUCUGUUCUUGAACUCCUCCAAGACUACUCAGAAACCUAUAACAAACUGUACUUUUUGCAGUGGCUGACUCUGUUUUUUGACAACCUGACAAUAGAACACCUGGAAAAAUUACAUGAAAAGCAAAGAUCUUUGUGGUUAAGGAUACAAACAGAAAAGCAAAAAGCACAGAAGAGCAACUCCCUGACACUCUGGCAGAAGCAGAUAGAAGCCAUUUCCACAGAGAUUCAUGACUGUACUUUAGGAACUGAGCACCUUCUACGAGAAGUUGGCCAGAUCUAUGAAGCCCUGGAAGAAACCUCCUCCUCUAGAGACAGCCUUUUUCUCUGCCUCCCUCAGAUUGCUGCGGACCUGAUGAUAGCUGGGGUUCCCAUUGAGCUGAUGGAUGGGGAUGCUUCAUAUGUGCCUCUAAAGUGGGUAGCAGCUAUUUUUGACAAGAUCUCAGAGAAAGUUGGAGAAAAAAAGCUGUUUGUUCUCUGUGUCCUUGGCCUGCAGAGCUCAGGGAAGUCUACCCUGCUGAAUGCCCUGUUUGGCCUACAAUUCACAGUCAGUGCAGGCAGGUGUACCAAGGGGGCCUACAUGCAGCUCCUGAAGGUGGACGAGACAUUCACAAACGAACUUGGCUUUCAUUAUGUGCUUGUUGUAGACACAGAAGGACUUCGGGCUCCAGAACUCAACAACAAAUCUCAGAAUUGGGACCAUGAAUUGGCAACAUUAGUCAUUGGCCUUGGAAACUUGACUCUGAUCAAUAUUUUUGGGGAGAAUCCCUCAGACAUUCAGGACAUCCUACAAAUAUCUGUUCAAGCAUUUAUGAGAAUGAAACAAGUGAAAAUCUCCCCCAGUUGCCUCUUUGUCCAUCAAAAUGUGGGAGAAGUUACAGCAAAAGACCAAACUAUGGAAGGACGGAGGAGACUGGAGCAGAAACUGGAUGAAAUGACAACAUUGGCUGCUGAGUUGGAAGAGUGCUCAAACAUAACCCGCUUCAGUGAUGUCAUUAAGUUUGAUGCCAAUCGCCAUGUCUACUACUUUGCUCACCUCUGGGAUGGCAAUCCCCCAAUGGCCCCUCCCAAUCCUCGAUAUAGCUACAAUGUCCAGGAACUAAGGAAUGAAAUUCUUUCAACUGCCCAGCAGGAAUCUAGGGGAAGGAUCUUAAAAAUCUCAGAUUUCAAAUUCAGAGUUCAAGAUUUGUGGAAAGCUCUUGUCAGUGAGAACUUCAUUUUCAGUUUCAGGAACACCCAAGAAGUCAUAGCCAUGAGCAAACUGGAAACCAUGUAUAGCCACUGGACCUGGGAGCUGAGGAGUCAUGUACUGGACUUACAGAAUCAGCUGAACAAUCAGAUUCAAAAUGGGAAACUCAUGACACUCACAUCUAAUUUACUGGAGGAUCCACUUAGCAAGAAAUAUAAAACUAUCAAAGAAGAAUUUGACAAAUAUUUUGAAGAAGACCCAGAUAGUGAAAUAUUGGUUCAGUGGAAAGCAAAUUUUGAACACAAGCUACUAAUCCUUAAAGAUGCACUUAUUUCAGACACCAGAAGGAAAUGCAAUGAACAUAUCAGUCUUAAAAAAAGCCAAGAAAUACUUGAUAACCAGAAGUCACAGUAUGAAAAUCAGUUGUUAGAGAGGAGCAGAAAGUUAGCUUUAAAUUUGAAGGGUAAGGAAUUAAGUGAUGAAGAGUUGCAUGAGAAAUUCAGUCAGCUUUGGACAAGUUGGAUCUAUAAUGUAUCUUCCAAUGUUCCUCAUGUCACCGAGCCUAACAUUGAUUUGGACUCUGAAAAUAUCCUUCUUGAAUAUUUCAAGGACAAAAAUAUUGUGGAAAGACUAAAAAUAAAGUCUAGAGAAACAUUCGAAAUAAGGUAUGACAAACAUAUUCAAAUGAAAAGAAAAAUUUUUUUUAAAAAGAGUUUAGAAACCUGUCAUGUUGAAUCCAUCAAAAAGACAACCAACAACAUUCAGCUAAAAUUUACAGAAACACUUAAAAAUAUUUGGAAGCAAAAGCGUGAUUACAGUCAGAAUUACUUUCAUGAAAUCUUGAAGAUCAUAGAAAAUGAGCUGAAAGCUGAACCCUGUGAGGAAGACUACACAUUUACCAGAGACUACAUCAUUGACUUAUCCUUGUACUUAUUCCAAAGAGCAUCCAAGGAUUUCAAGGAAAUGCACGAGGCAUUCAAGAGAGCAAAUGACCCUGUGAACUAUCUGGAGAAAAAAAAAGAUGAUUUCUUUAUGAGUUUUAAGAUCUCCUGCCAAGGUGCCACCUCAAUCACAUCCUUUGUUGACUUCCUAUGGCUCAAGCUCACACCUGCUAUCUCUGCCACCAUAUGGCAAAUAAUGGUUCAAAGAAUAGCCGGAGACAUGCGAGCCACCUGCCCUGAAUUCAAUGGAAACAGAGCUAACCUGGAGAAACAUAUGCUCUACUCUCUAGCAGAAGAAGAAAAUUUUGAUAAGUAUUGGCAAUACAUUCAUCACCCAGAAUCAUUUUUCAGGGAUUACAUUAGAGACCACAUAAAAAAAUACUGUUCAGAUAAAGAAAGUGAAAAAAUAAAAACUUUUUUAAACAUAAGUUUAGGUGACAUCAAGAAUACCAUCCUGUCUGCCAUUCAUAUGUCCACAAAGGUAGCUAAAGCUAAAGGCAGCACUGCAUCUGGCUGGCUGGAUUUGUUCUGUGACCACCUAGGGAGCAACCUCAUCUUCCCAAGGAGAGACCUGGUAAGCAUCGAGCACCAGGAGAUAACAGAUACUGAGUUUCUCAAAGAAGCCAUGAGCAGAGCUUUGGAUCCUGCAAUGAGGAAAGUAGAAGAGGAUUGUUCAAGUAAGCCCAUGGAUGAAAUUGUUCCUGACACUGAGAAAAUUCUCUCUGAGCAUCUCUGUGGCUGCUGGAAACAGUGUCCUUUUUGUAAGGCAAUUUGUACAAACACCAUUUCUGAGCAUGAAGGAGACCACAGUGUGCCAUUCCACCGUCCUCAGGCUGUCAGGGGUGUUUAUUAUCAUAAAACAGACCUCUUCGUCACUGAUUUUUGUACUAGUGCUGUAGCAAGUGAUUCUUCCUUCAUUUUAGAUGAUGUCCGGGAAUUCCCAUACAAGAAAUAUCGAGAGGCAGGAGAUAAUUUUGCCACCUGGAGCAUCACCCCAGACUCAUCUACCCAGCCAUAUUGGAAAUGGUUUAUUUGUCAUUUCAGAUCAAAGCUAGAAGAGAAAUAUGGCAAAAAUUUUAAAGGGAUAGGUAGUCUUCCAGAAUUAUGGACUAAAAUCAUGAAGCAAGAAGUCCUGAAUGACUUAAAAAAAUAAUAGUUGCCACAGACAGAACACUAGAUGGGCCACAGAAAUUUUACUUUAGCCAAGGGAGCCUAAUGGAGAACACAAUGCAGGAGGAGAUGCAUUAGGCAGGUGAGCUUCCUUGAGAUGGCCCACUCUAUUGGGCAAUUUUCCUGCAGACGGAUAUGAAGUUAAACUUUAAAAAAUAAGAUUGUUUAUAUGAAUUAAUGAUUUUAUAGAAUUCCUGAAUUGAUUUAAAUAGUUUUAGGGAGUUAGGGUAAAUGAUAGAAAGUGUAAGGAGAUGGCUUCAGUUGUUCUGCUAAAUAGAUAUGAUAAAGUUAGAAUUAAGAGCAGAAUGUGACCCUUCCCUACAUAGGUUUGAAAAGGAGUACAGUGAGCUUUCAUGCAUUGCAAGUAUAUAAUAGUGGUUAGAAGAAUAAAAUAGGCUUGGGACAAGUUAAUGCUCAAAACAUUCAUUCUAGGUUGGGUCUGAGUUUCUGGGUUUUGUGGUCUAGAGAUGUAGUCACAGGUUUUAGUGGGCACCAUAAAAAGGCAAGGUAAUGAACAAGAUGUAAAUAAUUCUACUAUUAGUAUAGAAUAGAGAAUAGAUGAUUAUCCAGUCUACCUGAACAAUCAAAAAUAAGAUGUAAGAGAUUGUUUCUUGCUAAAUACAGAUUGAUCAUCUAAGCAUAUGGAAAACUUGCUACUGUAGACAUGGCUUGCUUAAACUUUGUUAAUCAAUAACAGAAGAAUUAUGCCUUUAGGUUUGCUAAGGAGAAAAAAUGAGAGAAAAAAGAAAAAAUAUAUAAAAAAAUAAAAAAAGAUGAAAGUUAGAUGAGAAAUGUUUAGGUAUGAGUUUCAAAAGAGGAAUACACAAUUAAUACUCCUGUUAUAAUUUCCACUUGUGUGAUGAUUUUAUUGUCUUAUUGAAGAACAUGUGUUUUGGUGAUUGUUUUUAAAAAAUUUGCAACUUGUGUCUAUGAGGUAAUUUUUGUCAAACAUAGAGAACUUUGUCUUAGAUGGUGUUAAAAGGCUAAGAGAAAAAUAACGUUGUUAGAGCUCACUUGUUGGAACUUGCUUCAUCCACCAUGUGUGUGCGCAUGUGCCAGCUUUACAUUGUCUCCAAUCACAUAUGCUCUCCUUGGAUCAUUGACAUAGCUAGUCUUCAACAUCCUCAUAUCAAUUUAGGUUGCAUUAUAAAUUAAAUAAGUAAAAAUAAAUUAGUUACUAUUGCAAUACUUGAAGAUUUUCUACGAAAAUGAUUUUACUUCCCUCUGAUUUGUUAUCUCCUGCUUUAU
Messenger RNA from Mus pahari (shrew mouse), 4769 nucleotides. Its product is annotated as interferon-induced very large GTPase 1-like. The transcript has a single exon. The record is from RefSeq and is a predicted model, not a curated record. The coding region runs from base 1 to 3504 and encodes 1167 amino acids. Gene Ontology annotation, molecular function: GTP binding. Lineage: Eukaryota; Metazoa; Chordata; Mammalia; Rodentia; Muridae.